CCCUUUUACUCCUCAACUCAACCAACAAAACUAGAAAUAUUUGUUCUCAAACUCCUCUCAGUCGCCAAAUUCUCACACAACACCAAAAUCCAUAUAGAAGAAGAAGAUUUUAUUUUCAGACAAUUGUUGUUCUUCAUCACCAAAUUUCACAAAUAAAUAAAUAAUUUCUUUUUUUAAAAAAAAUGGUGGUGUUCUGUUUUUUGGUGGAUCAGAAGAGGAAAGUGCGGCGGAGCAAGCCGGCGGCGGGAACAUGUUCACGGUGUGGCGGCGGAGCAAGCGUGGCCGAUAUGAAGACUGCUACUAGAUUUUGUUACGUCCCAUUUUAUUGGAAGUCUUGGAGAGCUAUUAUAUGUACAUUUUGUGGUGCUAUUCUUCGAUCUUAUAGAUAAUAUUAUUAUUAGUUAAUUAAUUUUUCCUUUUA
Cannabis sativa is the source of this 421-nucleotide messenger RNA. RefSeq lists its product as uncharacterized. The coding region runs from base 183 to 389 and encodes 68 amino acids. Lineage: Eukaryota; Viridiplantae; Streptophyta; Magnoliopsida; Rosales; Cannabaceae. The transcript has a single exon. The record is from RefSeq and is a predicted model, not a curated record.